AUGAGGAGGAACCCGGCAGGUAUUAGCCAGAACGCCGACACAAAGAACGGGCCUGUCCUUGGAAUCACCUCCUUCAUAGCCACCAUUGCAGUUCCCCGGAAGAAGAACGGUGAUACCAGCACUGUCAAUUCCCAAAGCCCUUCCGCAAGGCACUUCAAUGAUUCACCUUCUUCAAAGCUCGUUUCGGCGACGGCGGCGGAAGAUGGACGGAGCAGCAACAGCUGUAAACUAAUCGAAGGAAAGAAAAGAAGAAGGGGUAAGCAGGGGAGGGGUUUUGCGAAAUCAGGGAAGAAGGGAGAAGUGAGAGGCGGCGCGGUGGGUGCCACUGCCACCGUCGCCGCCAUCGCUAACAAAGGGGAGGGGAGAUCUGAACGAGAAGAGAGAGUGACGCGAAGGAGGGAGAUGAGGCCUCACUGUCGUCACGCUCUGCCGCCAUCACGCCGUCGCCUGACCGAGGGAGAAGACUGUCGCGCCUCACUGCCUCGCCACCACCGAACUCGUGCGCAGAGAGAGAGAGAAGAUGCGCGAAAGGGAGCCACCACGGGAAGCCAUCACCGCCUGUCACCGUCGCAGAGCGUGGGGCCUUCGCCGUUCUCCUCGUCGCCGACCAGCUUGUCGGGUCGCCGCUGUCACGCCGUCACCGCGCCGUCGUCCUCGUCACAAAGCCAGCCGCCGCCGAGCUUCCACAACCGCCGCGUUUCACCGCGGUUGAGGGCGUCUCCACCACUGCACCUUGGCCGACGGUGCUGCCGAUCUGUUGCUUCACGGUGCCUAACUGGAGCUUCUGUUGCUAAUGACGGAGGUCAGUGGUUGCCGGAAGACACCAUUGUUGUUGCUGCCGAAGGAGAGAGAAGCCGUGCCGCUGUUCUGGCCGCCAGGAGGAGUCUUGUGGCCGCCAGAAACACUGCCGGAGAUGCCGUCACUGGGCUCAGUCACUCCUUCGUUGCGCCGCCUCUGUCGCCGGAAACAGCCACCAAGUCCCCUGUUUUGAGAUGUGGAUUCGUGCUUGCAUUCCGUGCUCGGAGUUUGCAGCUGCCUCAUUUUGUCAUUCUAGAUUUAGUAACUGAGGUUGCUUGCUGUAAAUUAGAGCUGUUUAUGCUGCUGCAAAAAUGUGUGGGACUGUGCUUUGAAGCUGCCUUUGGUUUGGGUUAAGACGAAAAGAACUUUAUGAGGCUUUUGGAUUAUGGUUUUGCGUUGAGGAUAUGGAUGCAGAUGUCGCGAAGAGUUUAUUUAGUUAUUGUUGUGAUGCUCUGUAUUGCUUUAGAUUAUUAUUUAUUUUACCCUCGCCUUUAUCUUGAUAUAUUCUGUAAGAGAGUUAGGAAUUGUAUUGGUUAAUGCUUGUAAUACUAUUUAUAUAUUUGGAUGUAAUCUUUACGAGUUUAUGUAAGUUGUAUAGUAUCUA
Molecule: messenger RNA, 1402 nt
Organism: Arachis stenosperma
Lineage: Eukaryota; Viridiplantae; Streptophyta; Magnoliopsida; Fabales; Fabaceae
Exons: 6
Coding region: 1-1152 (383 amino acids)
Source: RefSeq, a predicted model, not a curated record